UACAGUCACACCCCCGCAGCAGGACCAGAAGAGUGGGAAACACAGCAGAUCGUGUGAACGGAACCUGUGUUGUUAUGAGACCCGGAGGAUUCCGAACCCUGCGCACCUGAGAGAGAGAGAGAUCCCGGUUAAACCCCAUCGAGAUCAAGUGAGAACGAGUGUGUUUGUGGACUGAACAGAGGGAGAAGCGACCAGACUGCGAGUCAGAGAUCGAGCGAGUUAGACCAGAGCGGAAGCGGGAGCUGCUCGACGCCACUUGGUGACACCUUCCUGUCAGGUGGAAUCGCAACGUCGCAGGGAAAUGUACGGGUCCUCGGGAAUCCCCGAGCUCCUCCCUCCCAGAACCAACCCUCACCAGCCUGCCAACCCUGGGCCCUUCAACCCGGGCCACCAGCCGGCCGGUGGACCUCAUGGUGGAGCGAACCCUCAGAGACUCGGCCAGAGAGCUCCCAAGUUGGGCCAGAUCGGUCGCAGUAAGAAAGUGGAGCUGGACGAUGAAGACUUGGAUGACAUCAUGAACAACAACGGCCAGUGUGCUGUGUCCAUGCCAGUCUCUUAAACCUGAAAGGGAUGUGGCCAAACGCUGCCCGUGGAUCUGUGGUGGUACCGGCCCUCGUGGUACUGAUCUCUGAUCAGGUCUCAGUGUUGAAGGUGCCAUGGGUCCGGACGACUUUGUCCGCUCAGCAGUGAAAUGGAGACUUUGACAUGGCGGCAUUUGUAAUAACUUGUUUGGACUGUGAAGGAGUCGCUGCACGGUGAUUCUCCUCAUGAGGAUCUUACUGGUCACCAUCUGAUCAUGUGACCGCUUGUCUUGGAAUUACAGGUAUCUGAAUAAUUUAUUGAAGAGUGAUUGAUUUUGAUCUGAGUUGUUGUUGCUGCUGACCUGACCGUUGACGUGCAUGAGUCACUUGACUAGUCUGCUUAACAGCAUGCAGCGGCCACGUUCUAACCCUAACCAUAGCUGUCAGGGUUGGUUUUGAAAAUUAAACACUGGAUUUGUGUGAAAUUGUAUGUACAGAUGUAUUUUGCCUCUAGUCAUAAUUUGACUUAUUUAUUAUUGUGUUCUGUGUUUAAAAAUGUUUUGUAAGUAUGUUGCUUGAUGACAUUCAAAAUAUGCCGACGAAAAGACAAAAGCCUAAUUUCCUACUUUAGCACAUUGAUUCAGUUGACUUAAAUAUUUGAGGAAAUUUGGAUUGAGCAAAGAUGUAUUUUUCUAUUCUUAACAAGCGAUUUUACAUGUCUGACUGUGAUGUUUGACUUGAUUGUAUAAACUAUACAGAAUGCACUGAAAUGUAUGCAGUUUAUCUCUGUAGACUCUGAAGACCAAAUUGAGAAAAAUUGAGAAUUUGCACUUAGCUGUUACACACUUUUUUUUCUGUGAUCGAGGCAUGUUUGAUGUUAUUGGAAAAGUAGUUACACGUGCCUACAUGUGGAAAUGCAAUGAAAAACGUUGUCUCUUAAUGGGUCAAAUUUAAUUACCACUAGAGGUCGCUCAAUAUCUGUUUUUCUUUUCUAAUUACUCGUCUCAUAUGCAAGAAAAAAGUGUCCUUAAAUAAGAAAAAAAAAGUUACGAAAUGCAUUUGUCAUUGUAGACUUCUCUGUCUAUUGGGCCUCUCCAGCUUAGCUGGUGCUGGUCUAACUAUGUUACCAAUGAUCUACGCUUACAAAUGAGCUCUGCCUUUUUGAACUGUUUUUGUUUUUAAUGAAUCAUUUUUCCCCACGAUCGAUGAUGUCACCCAAACAAAUGUCUGCAUGAAAACCGGUCAAAUAAAAGUUUUGGAGUGAAAUCUGUGUCAGAGUC
This is a messenger RNA of Synchiropus splendidus (mandarinfish), 1801 nucleotides long. RefSeq lists its product as uncharacterized. The transcript has 3 exons. NCBI's taxonomy places the organism in Eukaryota, Metazoa, Chordata, Actinopteri, Syngnathiformes, Callionymidae. The coding region runs from base 302 to 559 and encodes 85 amino acids. Gene Ontology annotation, molecular function: calcium-dependent protein kinase inhibitor activity; protein kinase binding. The record is from RefSeq and is a predicted model, not a curated record. Gene Ontology annotation, biological process: negative regulation of protein kinase activity.